AUGGCUGAAAGUAUCAUGACAGCGCGCGACGAAACACGACACGUCCCUACCAACACCCUACACUCAUUCAAUUUGAAAAUAUGUGAUAAUAUGGACGAGUAUAUCGUAUGCCUCGUAGGCAUUAAUGAUAAUGAAGAUUUAAGCAAAAGUCUACCAGCAAUGAUCAGUGCUGACCGUAUUCAUCCAUUUGAUAAUGUUACAGCCACUCGAGAAUAUAUUCAUAAAGUCGAAAAUACCAAGAUUUUCUUGAUUAUCUCGGGAAAACUAGGCAAAGAUUAUAUCAAUGAAUUAGUCGGCGAACAACAGAUUAUUGGCAUUUACAUUUAUUGCAAGGAAGAAGAAGUACACAAAACAUGGACAGAAGGAAUUGAAAAGGUUCGAUGUGUAGUUUCCAAUGCAGAACAAUUAGUUGGCCGUCUUCAUAUUGAUAUCAAACAGUUCACUUCACGAUGGCCACUGGAUGAGAAAUCUGUUCGAAAAGCUUUGACGGAUGAUGCUCAAUGGUAUCAUUUAUUUCUCUAUGUUAUCUGCAAUCAUUCUUUAUACACUGACGACUCUCGUGCAAAAAUGUUCCAGGCUUGUCGCAAUUAUUAUCCGAAAGUGGCUCAUCAGAUUAAACAGAUUGACAAGUUGGAAGAAGAAUAUAAACCUUGCAAUGCAAUUCGUGAAUAUACAAAAGAUAGUUUUCUUUACCGUAUCGUCAAUCGCGCUUUGCGUAUACAAGACAUGCAAAUAAUUACGGAAUUCGCUCCAUAUAUCCAUGAUUUACACGCACAAUUAUACCAACUUCAUGAAAAGUAUUAUUUAUCGUCAAAACAAACGAUUCGGUCUGUGUACCGAGGACAAGCUCUGAGUUUAGAUGAACUUAAUUAUUUGAAAUCGAUUUGUCAGUCCAGAAGACCCAUCAUUAUACUGACUUCUUUUAUAUCAACCACACUUGAUCCGGGACUGGCGUUGGGAUUUGCGUCUGCUGAACAUGAUCAAAUUCCAUGCCUAUUUGAAAUUAUUAUCACCAAUGAAUAUAAUAACGAACAUCAGCAUACCCCUGCGCACGAACAAGUGUUCGCGAAUAUUUCUCAAUAUUCUGCUAUGGGAGAGAAAGAAGUACUCUUUUCGCUUGUUUCACAUUUUCGUGUCGAACGUGUCGAUUAUCCAGUCGAUGGUUGUCGAGCAAUGGUAACACUUGAACUUAUCUCGGAUAGACAAGGAGCCUGCACUCAGAACUAUUUUCAAAUCGCUGAUACAAUCAGCAAGGAGACAAACCCACAAGUUUUCGGUGAUGUAUUACAUAUAUUGAAGGAAAAUGCUGCGGAUGAAUUACAAAGCGAAACUACAAAUUGGAAACAAUGGUGGAGUCGUCUUAGCUCAAAAUGGGGAACCCGUGAAACCGACAAUAGACCAUUGCACUUGAUAAUGUAUAGCUGCUUCACUGACAAUCCAGAUUGGUCGAGAAAAGCCAUCGAAAUGAAUAAAGCUAUAUUACGUGCUGAAUCCGAAAUCGAAGCGAAUCGUUCAUCAUUUUCGUACCUAUUCAAGCGUUUCAAUUCUCUUCGACCGAUGCCAACUGAAUGUUUGGCUUUAUUUGAAGAAUACUUGGAGCCACUAUGUAAAACGAAUUCGAAUGAGGUGUACGAAUGUUUGUGUUCUGCUGGAUAUACGUACAACAAUAUUUCGGAUAAAGAGAAUGCGCUCAAAUGUUUUGAAAAAGCUUCAAGUAUAAAGCGGAUGCCAGAAAUACAAAAUCAAAUAAAACACUUGAAAAAACCACCGAAGCAAUCGAAACCAAGUCAAAGUCGGGAAGUUGUUCAAAUGAAACAAGAUUAUACUAAACUACCCAUACGAAAACGCUUGGAUCACUUAUUAGAAUAUUUACGGCAACGUCAAAGAUGGUAUGAUGCAGCUGAUGCCAAAAUUCUCUUUCGUCGAUCAGAAAACAGCAGAGAUGGGCUGUCAGUCAAUGAUUAUCGAUGUUAUUCUUUAUCUGCUAUGAAAAGACAUUUAUCAACGUCAAUUAGCGCAGCAAAUCAUGAAGAUCUUUGUCUUUGGCGUUAUGAAAAAUACACGCACGACUUGUAUGUAUUUAAACAAGUGCAGCACUUUUUGGAAUCGUUUCAGGACAAACCGGUAUCUAUCCUCGAAAGUAUACUUCUCGAACUACGAAUAUUAGUCAAGAAACUCAACGUACUUAUUGUUCUAUGUACCGUUUACAUGUGUUGUAAAUCAAGGCAUCAGGUUAUUGAUACGACUAAACUACGAUUUCCCAAACUGACGAAUCUUGGAACAGAGAGAGAGCAACUGGAAUUUUUCGACCUUCGUGAUGAAAAGUUAUCUGAUAAUCUGAAGGAAUUCAUAUUAAAAAGUUCAGCGGCGAACAGCUCAGUUACCAUCGAUGAAGAUAGUUGGAAAUAUUCAAGUGCACAAGAUGAUCAGACCAUCUCAAACUUCUUGGACGAGAUAAACUCAAUAGUUUGA
Adineta ricciae is the source of this 2472-nucleotide messenger RNA. Lineage: Eukaryota; Metazoa; Rotifera; Eurotatoria; Adinetida; Adinetidae. The record is from the annotation of a GenBank genome assembly.